AUGCUACAGCAACUUCCUCUCGAAAUAAUCACCCAUAUUGCAAGCUUUAUUCCAUUAGAACAGAUGGCUGAAUUUGCGAGUACUUGUCAAAUGUGCUAUUUUGCUGUAUUGCCUCAUGUAUGGCAUCACUUGUCUAUCCAUAACCUAAGCGAAUUAGACUCAGUAGCUCAGCACCUUCAAUCCAAUCGUGUAUGGGCUCAACGAGUUAUUCAGUUUGUACGAAAAAUAUCGCUUUGUAGUGAUCAAUGUAGAUACUCACCUAAAUUGGCAGCCACUAUGUUUGGCAUGGUGAGCACACCACCAGAAACAAAAGAACAACAAGAGUCCAUGGUUCGAAAGCGACUGUCUACAUUUGGCUGCCAAAUUCUAGCUUUGUUUCCUCACGUGUCUCAUAUCGUCUUUGAUUUUGUACAAGCUAUCAGAUUAUUUGAUAUGGAUACACCCAUCUAUCGUAUUCUUCCGUUUUAUGGCUCUGUGUCUCUUGUGAAUUAUGCAUCGGACCAUACUCUGCUCAUGCAUUAUCUGUUGAGUCCAUUUAGAGAAAUGCGGCAAUUAAAAAUACAAGCUACACCCGUUGUUUCCUUAUGUGAUGACUUGGAUGCAUCUCUACUUACAGAACAAGACAUUCGAGAUAUAGCAUCCUUAAGCUUGACUUGUCUACAAAGACUCGAACUAUCCUAUUUAGAUGCAAAUACACGCAUAGAAACACUACAAGCACUGCUGGAAACAUUGCCCCACUUGGAUUGUCUGCAACUGACAUGGCUCUUUCCUCUUAAAGAUCAACCAUACAAAACUUUAUGUCAAGCAUUCAAAGAAAAACGUUUUGCCUUAACUAUGGAUUCACACCAUAGCCAACUUUGCUUUCGAUUUCAAUAA
This is a messenger RNA of Gilbertella persicaria, 876 nucleotides long. RefSeq lists its product as uncharacterized. NCBI's taxonomy places the organism in Eukaryota, Fungi, Mucoromycota, Mucoromycetes, Mucorales, Choanephoraceae. The coding region runs from base 1 to 876 and encodes 291 amino acids. The transcript has a single exon. Gene Ontology annotation, molecular function: protein binding. The record is from RefSeq and is a predicted model, not a curated record.